Molecule: messenger RNA, 5301 nt
Organism: Amphibalanus amphitrite
Lineage: Eukaryota; Metazoa; Arthropoda; Thecostraca; Balanomorpha; Balanidae
Exons: 2
Coding region: 200-4159 (1319 amino acids)
Biological process (GO): DNA integration
Molecular function (GO): nucleic acid binding
Source: RefSeq, a predicted model, not a curated record
CUUCGGUUGUCUGCAACCAGGACACCUGGCCAGGUCCUGUCAGUGCCGCUUGACCUGUGGCAUCUGUGGGCGCCGGCAUGCAACUCUGUUGCACAGGAGUCCUGAUCCGCAGAACUUAUCCAGUCCUGAGGUCUCGCCAACUGCACCAAAAAUUGUCAGUGCUGGUGUUGGAGUGAGUGAUGCCAGAGGCGGCUACACCAUGAUGCCUGUGGUGCCGGUGAGGCUGAUUGAUAAAGCUGGGAAGGAGGUGUUCACGAGCGCCUUCCUAGAUCAGGGCAGUUCGGGGUGUUUUGUAACUUCACGUCUGGCGAGUCAGUUGAGUUUAGAGAAGGACGAGGUGACCAUCACCAUCGACACGGUGACGAGCGAGGGCCGGGAGGUUAAGUCGGCGGUGGUGGACGGAGCUAAAGUUGGUCCCACUUCCUCUGACGAGACGUUUCCUCUGCCACCGUUAUUCACUCUCGACCAGAUCCCUGUCUCGAGGCAGGAUGGGUGUCACUCGGAGGAUUUGGAGAGAUGGCCACAUCUGGUCGGUAUACCGAUGCGUGACUUGGAGGCUCCGGUAGAGCUAAUGAUUGGCUCAAAUGCCGCACAACUUUUGGUGGCUCAGGAGGUACGGCAUCCUGAGGAAGGGAGCGGACCUUGCGGGGUGAAAACCUGUCUUGGUUGGUACGUGAUCGGUCCUCGGUGCCCAGGAGUUGAAGGUGAGUGUGACUCGCGAGCAGUGGUGCAUUUUCUCCGUGUGACAGAACCCCGAGCGAGUAAACAGAGUGACCUCACUGACAUGUUUCAUAGCAUGUACGAGGCAGAGUUUAAGGACACUUCGGAUGACUCCGAGGCGCUAUCGGUAAAUGACCAGGAGUGGUUGGUGGAGGUCAAGGCCACCAUUCGUAAAGAUGAUGAGGGGCACUACGAGGUGGCACUGCCCAGGAACCAGUUGGGAGACAUUCCUGACAGCCUUCCCACAGCGAGGAGACGGUUCGAGUCCCUGCGUGGGAAGUUCAAGAGAGAUCCAAAGUACUUUGAGAGCUAUCGAGAGAUCAUUCGUUCGUUGGAUCGGGACGGCUACGCCAUCAGAGUGCCGGAUGACGAGGUAUGCAGCCAGCCAGUCUGGUAUCUUCCGCACCACGGGGUGCAGGAGACUGAGAAGGGUAAGCUACGAGUCGUUUUCGAUUGCGCUGCUCAGUCAAAUGGUGUCAGUUUGAACGACAUGUUGAAGAGGGGACCCAACUUGACUAACUCCUUAGUGGGGGUUCUCUGCAGGUUUCGGGAGGGACCGGUUGCCUUCACGUGUGACGUAGAGGCCAUGUACCAUAGGGUGCAUGUCCCAGAAUCGGACUCUGAUAUGCUGAGGUUUCUCUGGUUUUGUGAUGAUGAUCUGGAUGGAGAGGUCGAGGUCUGGAAAAUGCGGUCCCACGUGUUUGGGGCCGUAUCCAGCAGCAGUGUGGCAUCUCUCGCUCUCAGACAGUGCGCAGCAGAGGGAGCUGAGCAGUUUCCCGAGGCAGCAGAGGUAUUGGUUCGCAACAGUUACGUUGAUGAUGUUGCAGUGGCGGUGACAUCUGUUGACGAUGCCGUUGGACUGGCUCAUGAUCUGAAGGCCUUGUGUGGUCGCGGUGCCUUCAACAUGAGGAAGUUCACUAGCAACAGUGCAGCAUUCCUGAAGGAGAUCUCUGAAGAAGACAGGGGUAAGAACCUCAAGGACCUCGAUCUGGACAAGGAUAGGUUGAUGACGGAGCGAACUCUAGGACUUAAGUGGGAAGUGAACGGUGAUUCAUUCUGCUUUGACUUCACUAAGGGGGACAGGCCGGUCUCACGUCGGGGAAUCCUGUCCACGGUGAGUUCGAUUUUCGAUCCGUUGGGGAUUAUCGCACCAGUGACUUUGGUUGGUAAGGCGCUGUUGCAGAGAUUGUGCUCUUUAUCUUGCAGCUGGGAUGACAUGAUACCCGAUGAGCUCGCUGACGAGUGGGCGCAGUGGCUGUCCGAGGCCAGGCAGCUGGAUUCGGUUCGUUUAGACAGGGACAUCUCCGGGACCCCUGGCGUAGUUCUGAGGACGGAGCUGCAUAUCUUCGCGGAUGCAAGUGAGGUGGCUCACGCGGCGGUGGCCUAUGUCAGAAGAGAGGUAGAGACGGUGAGUAGUGGCAGGGAGAUUUCUGUUGGGUUCGUAUUUGGUAAGGCACGAGUGAACCCGAUCCGGUGUGUUCAGACAGUUCCUCGGCUGGAGCUCACCGCGGCGACACUCGCCGUAAGGAUCAAGCAGUUGUUGGUCCGGGAGAUGGCCAUGGAGCUGGACAGCGUCAGACUGUGGACAGAUAGUUUGAUAGUUCUUAGCUGGAUUAGAAAUAGGACCUCUAGACUUAGGACCUUUGUAGCCAAUCGGUUGUCACAGAUACGUUCAGCCACGGAGGUCGCGGACUGGGCAUAUGUGCCGUCGAAGUCGAACCCGGCGGAUGUUGGGUCUCGGGGCGCCCGACCUGGUACUUUGCGGCCAUGGCUGAAGGGACCAGUUUUCCUCUCACAAGACAAGGACAGCUGGCCGGAGGAGCCGUCAGUCGCCGUGGAGUUGCCCGAGGAUGAGGUAAAGGUCUCUGCUUGUGUUGGUCAGGUUGGGCUGUCUGAUCGGACAGAUAGUCCUACUGACUCUCUCGUCAGACAUUAUUCUUCGUUCUAUCGGCUGAAGAAAGCCGUUGCUUGGUUUCGCAGGUUUUGUGAUGUCAUCAAGUCUGGCGAGUAUCGCAGGUAUGUUCUCGCCAAGAGACGGGGCCUGAGGGCCAGAGCAGUGGCGCCUGAGCGCAGUCUUACUGUGGCCGAUCUGGAGAGUGCAGAGGUGGCCAUAGUUCGUCAUGUUCAGAGAGGUGCGGUUGAUUUCCCGAGUCUCGACGUGGAGGGUCCUGUGAAGGUGAGGCGUGAUCAUCCGCUGUCGCAGCUGCGCCCGUGCGUUAAGGGUGGUCUGUUGGUAGUCGGAGGCCGUAUAGGUGAAUCACUUUCGGUUUCAGAGAGGGUAAAGCAUCCUGUCAUACUGCUUCGUAAACACCAUGUGUCUCGUUUGCUUAUUCGCGAUGCCCAUUGCUCUGUGGGGCAUCAGGGAAGAGAUCACACGUUUUGGAAGCUGCGGGAACGGUAUUGGGUCAUAGGGGCGAGCGCAGAGAUCAGGCAGAUGUUGCGUUCAUGCGUCGUGUGUCGGCGAGUGAACUCACGCCCGCAGCAGCAGUUGAUGGCCGACUUACCGUCAGAGCGUGUGACUCCGGAGACUCCUGCCUUUUCUUAUGUAGGAUUAGAUGUAUUUGGGCCGAUAGCGGUAAAGUCUGGACGGGGGGAGAGACUUCGGUAUGGUCUGAUGUGUACCUGUAUGGUUACCAGGGGAGUACAUGUCGAGUUGCUCGAUUCAUUACGGUCGGACUCCAUGAUAAACGCCAUCCGUAGAAUCGCUGCGCGGCGAGGGCCAGUGAGGUAUGUUGUGUCCGAUAUGGGUACUAACCUAGUCGGUGCAGAGCGAGAGCUUAGGGAGGCGCUGCAGGGUCUUGACAGGGAGCAUUUGCAGCGUGCAGCACUCGCCGAGGGGAUAGAUUGGAAAUUUAACCCGCCGACUGGAUCUCAUUUCGGUGGCUUCACAGAGAGGCAGAUACGUACCUUUCGUAAGGUCUGGAACAGUAUGCCGGUGCAGGGAAGAGUGGAUGAAGAGACGCUCCGUACUCUCUUCUGCGAGGUAGAGGCUAUUUUGAAUAAUCGUCCUCUGACGUAUAUUUCGACGAGUUCGGGUAAUCUUGAGCCGCUGACUCCCGCCCACCUCCUUCUCCUCCGCGCUGGUGGGCAUCUGAUGGCCGGGGAUUAUUCCGAUGCAGAUUCCUUCUCCCGCCGCAGGUGGCGUCAGGUACAAUAUUUAGCGGGACAGUUUUGGAUAAGGUUCAGGGAUGAAUUUCUGCCCACGUUGCAAAAGAGGCAGAAAUGGACGAGCGCCUCGCGGAACGUGACGGAUGGGGAUGUAGUUUUGCUGGUAGACCCUGAUGUUCCACGAGGUCAGUGGAAGAUGGGCAGAGUCGUCAGGACGAUUCCAGGUAAGGACGGGCUAGUUAGGAAGGCGGUGGUGAAAACCGGCACCUCGUCUUAUCUGAGACCUGUGCAUAAGUUAGUUUUGAUACAGAGUACGGACUUGGAGUGGUAAGUAUCGGGGGUGGUGCGCAGGUGUGCCGCCGGUUGUACGGUGAGCGCAUUGUCUGUAGGUAGUAAAUAUGAAGUCAGUUUCCGUUCUCCCUUUGGGGGUUACCAUUUUCUCCCGAGUUGGAAGCUGUAGAGUUGUUUCCCCAUGUUUUUUUUUUUUGCUCACUAAGCUGCGAAUGGAGGAGUUGUGUGCGUAGUCAAGGAGCGCUAUGAUAGGUUUCAGCAGGGCUGAAGGGGGGAGUGUAAGCGCUGUUUAGAUGGGCUAAGGUCCGAUCACAGCGACCUCUUGGCUGAGGGUUGAUCGGUGUAGCUAGGUGUUGAGCAGUGUGUGUUAUAGGUGGCAGCACAUUACGGAUGUUGGCGCUACCUGCCAGUAUUUGUUGUUUCUCGUAAGAGUUUCUGCGACAAUAAAUUUAGUUUGUACCGCGAAAUGGUGAUAUAUAAAUCUUAGCGUCUAAGAUGGUUGCGAAUUGCGUUUUGUGCAUUUGUUUAUUGGUCAUAUCGAUAAAUAUUAUUUGGAGCUGCGAGAAUAGAGAUGUUAUCGGAGAAUUGUCUGUUCAGAUUUAUGUAUAUGCCCUUGGAAAUAUGUUAUUAUAUUUGGUAAAUUUAUGUCUGUGAAUUUUUAGGACACGGUUAAUUUCUUGACGCUCUGGCUGCUCUCGGACGAGGUGUGAAAAUCGGAGGUGUUGUCGUCACCCACCUCUUUUCGGUCUUCAUUCGUUCUUGGUUCGGUUUGGCGCGCGCGUGAUGUCGUUGGGAUGUAAGUACAAUGAAGUUUCGGUAUAUUCCGCUCGGAUAUCAUUCAUGUAACGUUAUCUGGAGUCAUGUUUCAUGAUUGAACUGAGUUUUUUGGGCCUUUCAACCAUUAUAUGACUUUGUAUCUGUAUUUCUGUUAUGUCCUCGUGCGCGGAUAUCGAAACUGGUGCGCCACGUGUGUCACAUGAACGGGUUUGUUGGUACAGGCGGCGUUAUGGCUUGAGGCUUGCAGCGAAGCAUCUUGGCUUGGACUUGGUUUUGGUUUGGUCGUCGUCUUCAGGCUACGGACGCCAAUUUGAUGAAACUUGUGGCAAUACACCACUAGUGAGCAUCUGGCGUGUGGAGGCUUAGCGUUUGGACGAGACGGCGACUACACUACCUAAAAAUGUU